UUGUGGAGCAGUUAAUUGAGGCUAUAGCUGCCUCUGGGAGAACUAAGCCCUACCAGUCUGGUCUCUGGAAAAAAGAUCUAAACAGGAGGCAGCAAAGAAAAGAAAACCUCUCUCUUUUAAACACACACACACACGUCUAAAAGGACUUGCUAUACCAAAUACAACCCGAAAUCAAGCAGAGCAGCAGCACCAUGUCAAGAGUACAGAGGCACAUGGAUGAAUGCUCCAGCCACCCCGACGUCUUCCAAAUCUGCACGCAAGAAGUUGAGAGCAGCUGUGGCAGUUCAAAGGUGCAGAAGAUGUGCACUUCUAAGCGAAUACUGCUGCUAGCGCUCACCUUCUUGGCAUACGUCGUUGAUUCUGCCUCUGCAUACAGCCCUGCUGAAACCCUCUGUGGUGGAGAGUUGGUGGACACACUGCAGUUUGUCUGUGGGGACAGAGGAUUUUAUUUCAGUCGGCCAGUGGGCAGAAACAGAGGCCGGCUCAACCGCGGCAUAGUGGAGGAGUGCUGUUUUCGGAGUUGUGAUCUUAAUCUCUUGGAAACUUACUGUGCAAAAUCUGCCAAAUCAGAGAGGGACCUCUCAUCUACUUCUCUUGUAGUCUUACCAGCACUAAACAAGGAUCCCUUUCAGAAGCCUUCUCACACCAAGUAUUCAAAAUAUGACAUAUGGCAGAAGAAAAGCUCACAGCGCCUUCAAAGGGGGCUCCCCAACAUCCUCCGUGCCCGCAGGUAUCGAUGGCAGACUGAAGGACUGCAAGAAUCUGAGGAAUCCAAGGCCCAUCGUCCCUUGGUGGUCCUCCCCACUCAGAAGCCUCUGGUUGUGCAAACCACCUCAGAAACAUCAAGCACCCAGAAGUGAACUGUGACAAUUAGCAAAAUGGAUUCUUUAUUUUUUUCCCAGUCUUAUGGGAGACAUUCCCAGGCUUGGCCCCACCUUUUCUGUCUCCCAAACCAGGGCAGAGGGGGGGGAGGGGAAAUGUCCUUUUACACCAAGGAGCAAGAAGGGGCACUGUAACACCAAACAACUGACUUAGAAAGAACAGGAUUACAACGUUGUCAGCAGCAGCAUUUUCUGUGGCAUUGUCCUUAAUUUUUUUAAAAAAUUGUUUGUUUUCUUCAUUUCCUACUCAGUUUUACAGCCUUUACUUAAAAAGGACCGUUAAGGCACUUGAACUAUUUAAUAUUGGGCUACUGCCUUUCAACCCAUGUUCUAACCACAGAAGAGCAAGAGAAGAUAUUGAAAUUGAAAGAAGCCCAAUAUAUACUUGUCUUGACAAUAAAAGUGAAAAGGGGGGUGGGACAACUGAGGGUUUUAAAUUUUGGCCUCAUUUCCAAACAUUUUUAAAAAUCACAACCACUGCAUGUUUUGAAGGGGGUUUUGCACGUUUUAAAAACCAGAGAGAAAUGAGGCCUGCUACCUUUUUGUUGUUUAAUUACACAAUUCCAAAAGUAUUUGCACCUUUAAAAUCACCGAGGAAGUGAGAGAAAGAAGAAAGUGUGAACACAGGUUCACUUUAAUGGAGGAGACGUCUGCAUUGCACAUUUGCCACGGAUUUAGUUGAAUAUAUAAAAUAUAUAUUAUAUAUAACUUUUUUUGGCAGAAAAGCACUAUUUUUAAUGGGACCAUUUUUUUGUGUAGUAACUGAAGAGGGGUUGUAAUGUUUAAAUGUUGUUAUGGUGCUAAUGUAAGUUGGAAGGGGGAAAACAAACCCAGAAAAUUACAAGAGGGUGGGGUGGGAAGGACAAGAUCUCGAAUACUGAACUUGAAAUUUUUAGCUUUUCGUUUUAGGAAAGUGUGAUAAGUGUUCUUUUUUUCUCUUCUGAAAUAUAGCUUGGUCAUGACCAUAUGAGCUAAUUGCCUUUCACUCAUAUACACAAUACGCACGCACAUGCAGAAACACAUAAAUACAACUAUAUACAUUUUAGAUCAACAUUUUUUCCUUUAAGUCUUUCACACUGUCUUUGAUAUCCAGAAUUGGAAGCAUGCCUACUGCGAAGGCAUAUGCAUGUGACUUUGUGAGUAAUCUCAUUUUAUUCCAUGGAACUAUUCACUGUACAUAGAGCAGCCAUUGGCCUUUGCAGGGUGAGGGUCAGCAUCCUUCUACAAAUAAGUGUCACUUUCAGUCUCCCUCUGCCACUUCUUUCUGAUCUGAUACCAUAUUUGAAAUUCACAUUUCAAAUUAGGCAAGAAUCCAUGUGGUGGUUGCCCAAAGAACCUCCUCAGGAUGAAUAGCUCAAAUUACUAGUCAUCUCAUUAUUCAAUUGCUUCAUUUUACUUGUUUCCUUGUCAAAAAUGAAAGGAACAAUUCUGAGGAUUAUCUCAUAAUAGCAGCAACAACAGGUCAGCUACUUAAUGCAAAUGAAACAUCCUGCUAUCCUCUCCUAGAGGAAGGAAAAGCGAGUAGAGUUAUGUCUUGAACGCAAAAGCUCCCAAGGGAAAAGGAAGAUAGUAAUAUAAGAGAUCUAGAAAAAGGAUGGUCAUCUUUAUUGCCUUCAUAAGAUGUGAGUGAGGCUUCAAAACUCCAUAUCCCAUCCUUUGGGGUAAAAAAACCAGAAAUCUGAUCUGAUGUUUCAGGAAUGGGAAAGGUUAAAAUUCAAUCAUUUUGCUUGAAGCUCAGGAUUGGAGGGUUCAGAAGGUGAUAAAAAUGAUAGCUAAUCACAUCACCUGUCUAUAAGAAGAGGGGAAACCAAUGCCCCCAUCAUAUAUACUCAAUUGCUUAGAGAAAGGGGGACAUCUAAUCAGUUCUGUACUGCUUUGCCUUAUAUAGCCAAACAUUUUAAAGAACAUAAAAGACUACUUGAAUUGUAUUUUUAAAGAAAGGGUAGGUUUUUAAAUAUAUCUUUUUUUAAAAUGCCAGCUUGCAAUGUUGAGCCAUGAAGCCUUUGGGGGUUUAUUUUUUCCAUGGCACUGCAAAACACAAGCCCCAAUCAGUUAGAAAUAAGAAAAAAAAACCUAAUAAUCCAAGUUAAGAAAAAAAUGGCUGGGGAAGGGACAGAAAGGGUUGUUUUAUACUUAUAUUUGCAGAACAAAAGCUUUACUGGAAGCCUUUUACUGAAAAAAGCAACAAUGCUCUCCCCUACCAACACAACUAAAAUAUAUGCUAUGGUAGAACACAUAAAAUGAGAACUUUCUUUGAGACAUAAUACUGAUGAAAGAGCAAAGGGAAUUUAUAUAUUGUCUGGGCUCAGUUUUGUAAUAUUAUUAACAGAGCUGACCUUGAUAUUGCAAAGAAAUAUGUGCUUGCUUUGAGUUUAUGGAAUAUUAAUCAAAGUUGAUGGAGUAUCCAUACAGUUAAAUAUAUCCUAAGUGCUUGUCAACUGGGAGGAAUAUCAAUAGCCAAUAGCUUUUGGGAAGUGGAAUGCUCAACAGAGAACAAGUAUAUGCUUGUAAAUUUGUCUUUGGAAUGUUUGCAUUUUGGAAGUUGGUUCAGCGUCCCUCUAACUGUUACAGAAGGUUCUCUUUUUUGAGCUAGUGUAAUCAUUUACCUUAAUGCCAGAUAGAAACAAUAGUUAAUGUAUGCUAUGGUUACAUUUUACAUGAAAAGUAAAAUAAAUGUAGAUUCGGUACCAAAUUAAUCAGAAUGUUAGGCUCAGAUUCUGAGACAAUAUAUAUCAGGAAGCUUCCAGCGCAGGUACUUGAGGCAUGUACUUGAUUCAAGAGGGAACUCACAUUGAUUUCUUUCCCUGAAUAAAUCCAGGCCUAAAUUGAGUACAGAAAAUAGAGCUGCAUACAGCUUGUACAAGAAGACAAUUAUAACCAGAGAAUUGGGUGGUAUUUUGGCUACUUGGCUUUUCCCGGCUUACAUGCACUAUGUAAGGCUACAGACUUGCACAUGCUUACUUUAAAGUAGUUCUGUGUAGCUUGGGAGUAAUUGGAAUAAACUUGCAUAGGCUCAUUAUGCAAAAUCAAUGCCAACAUGUUCGGAAGAAAUGUGUUUUUAGGACUGGAAUAUUUAAACGGACCAAAAGAACACUGGGCUGGUGGUUGGAACCCUUAGAAUUCCCAAGAUGACAGCAGUUUAAUUUGAUUAGUUCAGCUGAUCUGCAAAAUCUGUACUAAGGCAUGAAACAAAGCAGACUGGCAGGAAGGGUAUUCUCAUCUUCCAAUCCUGUUGCAGUGAGAAAUGGUGUAUAGCACAAUUGAUGGCGUUUCUCUGGCACAUAUAACAUUUUUCAUGAAACUACAAGGGAGAGGAAAGAUGGCUAAUUUAACAGAUUUUUCUGAGCACAAUCUUCUUGAAUUUAAAUGUAAAAUCCAUGUAGCACAACUAUUUUUUUUUAAAGAAGGGGCUUUAAAAACAAACAAAAUUACUGAAAUUACAUACCUGAUCUGUUUUCUUCCACCCCUUGGUGCAUGACCACAGCAUUCAAGGAGUGGAGCAUGGUUCCCCCAAACUGGUUCCACUGUCUUACUGUCUCAUAACAGCUUCAUUCAUUUCAUCCUGCCUGAUUGCAAAGGCUCAGUCUUUUGGUGAUGGACCUAGCUGCCUCUGCACUAAAUGAAGGGAAGAAUUGUAUUUGUUGUUUUUUUUUAAAAAAAAAACUUUUUGUCAUUGUAUGUAUUACUGUCUGCUCAAGUUUUAUAUGGAGGGGAGGGAGUGGGGGAGGGAAAAGUGGGUGUUAAUGUAUCUUGAAAUAUUUCACUUGUGUGCACUCAAUAUGCAAGAGUCAAACUGCCCGGAAUUCUGCACCUAUUGUACUUCUCAUUCGUAAUACAGUAUCAAUAAAGCAAUCAGCUAUAAUGUU
Molecule: messenger RNA, 4747 nt
Organism: Eublepharis macularius
Lineage: Eukaryota; Metazoa; Chordata; Lepidosauria; Squamata; Eublepharidae
Gene: IGF2
Product: insulin like growth factor 2
Exons: 4
Coding region: 192-860 (222 amino acids)
Cellular component (GO): extracellular region
Molecular function (GO): hormone activity; growth factor activity
Source: RefSeq, a predicted model, not a curated record